AUGGACAAGAAGAGAAAGGCUGCACCACCAAAGACAGCAGAGCCAGAAAAGGAUAAAGAUAAACAGAAAUCUGGAACAGCAGAUACAUCAGCAACUGCUAAUAAGGAAGCGGCUGAGACCCAACCUAAAACAAAUGAAGCUGCAAAAGCUACCGUUCCAGCAGCAACAGAUGGAAAAGCGAAAUUAGAUCAAGAAAAGAAGCAGAAUAAAUCAUCUGAAAAUGAUACAGCCACGGGCAAAGCCACAGGGCCGCAAGGCAACCAGUCGUUCCAAGCACCAGUACAAAAACAAAAAGUCGCUGCCUCUGACCCAAAUUACCAAACACUCUGCGGUCUUAGUAAUGACAUCUUCACAAAACCAUCCUCGGUUAGGCUUUGUUUAGCUAGGCUACGAUAAAC
Messenger RNA from Strongylus vulgaris, 398 nucleotides. The record is from the annotation of a GenBank genome assembly. Lineage: Eukaryota; Metazoa; Nematoda; Chromadorea; Rhabditida; Strongylidae.